This is a messenger RNA of Neoarthrinium moseri, 1308 nucleotides long. RefSeq lists its product as uncharacterized. Gene Ontology annotation, molecular function: rRNA binding; structural constituent of ribosome. Gene Ontology annotation, cellular component: mitochondrial small ribosomal subunit. The transcript is spliced from 3 exons. The coding region runs from base 1 to 1308 and encodes 435 amino acids. NCBI's taxonomy places the organism in Eukaryota, Fungi, Ascomycota, Sordariomycetes, Amphisphaeriales, Apiosporaceae. The record is from RefSeq and is a predicted model, not a curated record. Gene Ontology annotation, biological process: positive regulation of translational fidelity.
AUGCCCAAGACGGGGAAAAGGCUUCACGUGCUGAAGCGGCCGAAACUGCGGCAGUCGUGGAACAAGUACAACCUGUACAACCUCUGGCGCCAGAGAGACCCCAGGGUCGGGACGACGGACGCCGAGACCUUCUUCCAGCAGAAAUGGCGGGCCAAGGGUCUGCUGCGCGCCUACCACGGCGAGCACAUCAAGGAGCGCGACUGGGAGCGCAUGUUCAGCCGCCGCCUGCUGUCCGUCGCCAACAUGGACCCUCGCUACAUGGCCGAGAACGACGGCUCCGAGAAGGCCGCCGGUAGGGGCUCCGGCAAAGACUCCGUUCCGCAAUGGGGCGAAUCCGAAAUUGAGCCCAAGGCUAUCACCCCCUACAUGAACAUGGCCUUCGCCCCUAUGGAGAGGAGGUUGGAUAUCGCCAUCUUCAGGGCCAUGUUUGCCAGCAGCGCCAGACAGGCGAGGCAGUUCUGCGUGCACGGCGCCGUCAAGGUCAACGGAAAGAAGAUGCCCUACCCAGCCUACAGGCUCAACCCCGGCGACAUGUUUCAGGUCGACGUUGAGAAGGUCCUGUAUGCCGUCGGAGCGCCCAAGGUCGGUGCCUCCAAGCCGAAGGAGUCCGAGGACAGUGCAGACGACGCCGCGCCGGCCGAGACAGAGGCAGCGCCCGAGACCGCAGAGACCCUGGCCCCCGAGGCAGAGGACGCCGCCAUCGAGGCAGAAGAGGCAGCGGCUCAGGACCCCGACACGACCGACAAGAUCGAGCAGCCCGUCGACCUGAAACCCAGCCGCGCCGCCAUCAAGUCCCUCAUAAAACAGGCCAAGGCAACGCUCCAGGAGCAGAAGCUCAACGUCCAGAACAAGCAGGCCCUCCGCGCCUUCAUCAAGCAGGCCAAGCCCCUCAUGUCCGGUGGCAAGGAUGCCACCCCGGGCUCCAUAGCCAAGGAGCUCACCAAGAUCAUGGGCGACCUCAAGCUGACCGACCCCACCGCCGACGCAGCGGGAGAGGCGGCCGAGGACGCCUCCGAGACCAGCGCCCCGAAAUUCACCCCCGAGGAGCUCAGGGAGCUCGAGGAACGCAUCAAGGAGGAGGAGGAGAACCCCUACGACCCCAGCAAGCCCUACGCCACCCCGUGGAAGCCGAGGCCCUACCUGGCACCCUUCGCCUUCAUCCCCCAGUACCUCGAGGUCAACCACAACAUCUGCUCGGCCGUCUACCUGCGCCACCCCGUCGCCAGAGUCGGAACUGCCGAGGUGCCCACGCCAUUCCCCUAUCGGGUCAACCAGCUGGCCUUUAACUGGUACCUGCGGAGACGAUAG